CUGGGUGCCGAGUCGGCGGCGGCCGCACCGGCGGCCCGGCGUCUGUCCUCGUGGCGCCGUCGUAUUCCCGCCGCGGCCCGCUCCCUGCCCGGCCAUGCCGCCGCCCGCGCCGCCCACCGUGCUGGUGCCGUCGGAGCGCGCCGUGGUGCUGCUGUCGUGCGUGCUGUCCGCGCUCGGCUCGGGCCUGCUGGUGGCCACGCACGCCCUGUGGCCCGACCUGCGCAGCCGAGCGCGGCGCCUGCUGCUCUUCCUGUCGCUGGCCGACCUGCUGUCGGCCGCCUCCUACUUCUACGGGGUGCUGCAGGACUUCUCGGGCCCCUCGUGGGACUGCGUGCUGCAGGGCGCGCUCUCCACCUUCGCCAACACCAGCUCCUUCUUCUGGACCGUGGCCAUCGCCCUCUACCUGUACCUCAGCAUUGUCCGCACCACGCGCGGACCCCGGUACGGCCGCCUGCUCUGGGCCUUCCACGUCGUCAGCUGGGGGGUUCCACUGGCCAUCACCGUGGCAGCUGUCGCUCUAAAGAAGAUCGGCUACGACGCCUCGGACGUGUCCGUGGGCUGGUGCUGGAUCGACCUGGAGGCGGAGGACCACGUUCUGUGGAUGCUGCUGACCGGGAAGCUGUGGGAGAUGCUGGCCUACGUCACGCUACCCGUGCUCUACCUCCUCGUCAGGAAGCACAUAAACAGGGCGCACCAGGCGCUCUCCGAGUACCGGCCCAUCCUGUCGGAGGUGCACCGACUUCAGCAUCACAGCUCCAUGGCUGAUAAGAAGCUGGUUCUCAUCCCGCUCAUCUUCAUUUGCCUUCGGGUCUGGAGCACUGUGCGCUUCGUCCUGACCCUCUGCGGCUCCCCGGCCGUGCAGACCCCGGUGUUGGUUGUUCUGCACGGCAUCGGGAACACGUUUCAGGGAGGCGCCAACUGCAUCAUGUUCGUCCUCUGCACCCGCGCGGUCCGGACACGGCUCUUCUCUCGCUGCUGCUGCUGCUGCCCUGCCCAGCUGCCCGCGGAGACCCCCACCAGCCUGCCCCAGGCUCCUGCCCCCUCCAGGGCGCGAGACUCGGGGACCCAGGUGGACCCCGACGAACUUCCACACACCUGAGCACUUUGCCUGGCUCUGUGUGGGGCUGCCCUGGACAGACGGGGCUGAGUCCUGCUGCAGGGAGUGGGCAGGGACGUCUGCGGCGGGCAGCCUGCCUUAUUCUGUGGGAGCUCUUGAUGCCCGUCGAGGGGCAGCCACAAGCUCCGCUUCUUCUACCUCCGAGACCCUCAGGCGGCACGUGUCCUCACACCCGUGACCCGCUGCCCUCGGGCGACCGUCUGCUUGAGGGUUGGCAGGGAGACUCAGGGAACCGGUGGUACGUGGUCACUGCCGGGUUGCCUUGUGGUCCAGCGGUCCUCGGCCUCCGGACCACACAGCACUGUUUACAACGUGCGGCUCCACAGCUGUGGGAAAAGCAUGACGAGCUGUGUACACCAGGGACCCACCCUAAAUAAAAUGUCUCUGGUACCCCCACCUAGUAUCUUGGAGCAGACUCCCAGUUUGCCGGGUGCUGACCUUCCCCGGAGGGCCUGGCUCUUCUGGGAGAGUCUGCUAGUCAACAGGAGCCUGUUCCCGCCAACAGGCUCCCUGGAGGGUUCCUGGUGGCCGCCACGCGCACAGCCCAGCACGGCUGCUCCGGCAGCCGGUCUCCGCGGACGCUCCCCAGCUCUGGGCUGCCCACCUGUGGUGCAGAUCGCAUUUGAGUUUCAAGCACAGGCCAGAAUCCAGGCUCCUGCCUGCACCAGGCACAUCAGAUACAGGCUUCUCGUCCAGCGCAGUGUCGGGCCAGGGAGAAGAAAGGCCGUGGCGGGGACCCCCUGCGGCGGGGACCCCCUGCGAGGCCUCGUCUCGGGUCUGUGCUGUGAAGGCUGCUUGGGGCUGCAUCCGGAUGGGGUCUGGCCUGUUCACCUCCUAGUUUUGUUUUUUUUUUUAGGAAAGGCAACCACCAAUGGUCCACAUACUGACUCCUCCCCAAAGGUGAAGCUUUGGGAGUUGGCCGGGGGAAGUGACA
Molossus molossus (Pallas's mastiff bat) is the source of this 2051-nucleotide messenger RNA. RefSeq names its product G protein-coupled receptor 157 (gene GPR157). The transcript has 4 exons. NCBI's taxonomy places the organism in Eukaryota, Metazoa, Chordata, Mammalia, Chiroptera, Molossidae. The record is from RefSeq and is a predicted model, not a curated record. Bases 95 to 1099 code for a protein of 334 amino acids. Gene Ontology annotation, molecular function: G protein-coupled receptor activity. Gene Ontology annotation, biological process: cell surface receptor signaling pathway; adenylate cyclase-activating G protein-coupled receptor signaling pathway. Gene Ontology annotation, cellular component: plasma membrane.